AUGAUGAUUAUGAUCUUGAAUUCUCUAAUUAUAAUCUAACUUCUGAUAAUUCAUAUUCUUUUGAUCAAGAUAAUGAUACUUUGGCUUCGUACCAUUUUAUUAAAAACUUUUUUGAACAUUAUGAAAAACCUGGAAUUUGUCCUGAAGAUAAGCCUAUAACCAAACUCAGAUGUAAAGUUGCAGAUUAUACAACUGAAUAUUAUCAACCACCUUGUAUUAAUACUAUUAAAAAUGAAGUAGCCGAUGGAUAUUAUUAUACAACUCAAACUAUUAAACAAAUGCUUCAUACUUAUACAGGCUUAUGGUUAACUAAUGAUCUUGAAAAUUCAACUAAUACUGAUUAUCAUCAUGAUGGUGCUAAUAUUCGAGAUAAAUUAUUAUUAAAUAAAGAAUAUAACACUGUAAGAGCUCUUGUCGACUUUUUAUAUCCAUUUCACAAAGCUACUAAAAUUCUUUCCAGAUCAACUUAUGCUACAUUAAGUAUUAUGGUUUCUACAAUUGAAGAAUUAAUUUACUGCUUAAAUAAUACAAUUAGUGAAUUGGAUAUUAUAAAUGAGCUAAAAGAUGUUAUCUUAUCUGAUUUGUCUCGCCGAUGGUCAAGUCCACAUAAAUAUGGAAU
This is a messenger RNA of Scutellospora calospora, 619 nucleotides long. The record is from the annotation of a GenBank genome assembly. NCBI's taxonomy places the organism in Eukaryota, Fungi, Glomeromycota, Glomeromycetes, Diversisporales, Gigasporaceae.